AUGCAUACUUUUGGUGCAUUUGAGGAGGAUGCCUUGCACUGUGUACAACGCGCGAACGCACGUGGGCAGCUGUGCUCCCUUGAGCACUUUGCGAGGCGGCACGGAGCUGCAUGUUACUCAACCCUUCGAGAGGCUCUCUACCCUGUCGCGGAGGCUGGCGCCGGAGAUGUGCUGGAGUUCUUUAUGAAAACACUCUGCCUGGAUGCCUUGUGGUACUGCAGCGACACGGGUGCCACUGUACUUCAUCACGCAGCCCGUGUGGGUCGCACGGAGUUGUUGAGCGGGGUUUUCCAACGACACAACGUCGCACAACAUGUGGAGGUUGCAGAUGACUUCGGGCGCAUCCCCCCGAUAUGGUGCGGCAAGCGGCGGCGCAACAUUGAGUUCUUGCAGCUGCUAUUGGAGUUAGGUUCGCAGGGACCCACCACCACGGACCAGGACGGCCGCAGUGUGGAGUCGUUUUCGCGACUGCACUACGCCCUAGCCUCGAAGCUACGAAGGUUUAUCACGCAGUGCAUUGCAUCCGCGCUGGAUCUGGAAUGA
Molecule: messenger RNA, 543 nt
Organism: Trypanosoma rangeli
Lineage: Eukaryota; Euglenozoa; Kinetoplastea; Trypanosomatida; Trypanosomatidae
Exons: 1
Coding region: 1-543 (180 amino acids)
Source: RefSeq, a predicted model, not a curated record